Molecule: messenger RNA, 2749 nt
Organism: Brassica rapa (field mustard)
Lineage: Eukaryota; Viridiplantae; Streptophyta; Magnoliopsida; Brassicales; Brassicaceae
Source: RefSeq, a predicted model, not a curated record
GUUAAUAUUCUCGCAAGUCGCACCGAUUGAUUUCUGAAGUUGCAAGUCAAAGUCACAAAAUGUGGACGUAAAUAAGAGUAAAAUACUGUUUCUUGUUUUACUUAUCCCAUGCUUGAUUAAUUAGAGGGUAAAGAAAACAUGUUUAAAGCUGUGUUAAUUGCUCAACGUGAACUUUAUGUAUGUGUUAGUUUGUAUUUUUGUGUAGGAGAUGACAAACCAAUUGCGUUGGUACGUAAUUGUGUCUCAGGUAAAAGGAAACGUGAUUUGAUCGAUUUGACGUUGCUCCUACCCUUUUUUUUUUUUUUGAGCAACUGUUGCUCCUACCCUCAUGCCUCAAAUUCGAAGUCAUUGUCUACUUCAAAAUUUAUUGCUCCUUUUCGUUUUUAGCUUAAAACUUUUAGCAAAUGAUCAAGUCCACACUAUUAAUUUGAAUUUUAGAACGGUAAAUUAAAGGAAAAUGAAGACUCCUUUCAUACUGUUUAAAUUUAUUGCUUAAAUUCAGAAAUCAUUUAAUAUUGUAAUGCUUUUAGGCAAAAGCCAAAGCUUUUUGAUUCAAAAGCAAGUCAUCCACAAGCUUUGUUUGCCACCACUUCUCUACUUUUAAAUAUUCUUGCUCUCGUAUUUUUUUUUAGAUUAUACAAGGAAAAAAGUUUCUCAGCUACACCAUGUUUAGUAUAAUAUGGUGCAAACCAUCUAGAGUUUAGAAUUGUGUCGAAACCUACACGAUGUAUAUGAUAAAUACAUGCCACAUAUACGACGUUAAUAAAAAUAUGAUGCCAACAUCAUAACGAGGUUUAAUUGAUUUUAGUUAAAAUAAUUGGGGUCAGCUCGUAAUUAAGUAAAGUUAAACUCCAAUUAACAAAACCCGACCCGAACCAAACGAAAAAUCCGACCCAGACUUAACCAUUUUCCCCAAAUCGAUUUCAUUUAGAAAUUUAGGGUUCCAAACAAGAAAAAAAUUGGGAGUUUCGAAAAGAGAGUGAGAGAUUCGUCAGAGACAAAGAGAGAUUGCAGAGACAGAGAGAGAGAUCGAUUCAGUUUCGGCGAAAUCGAAUCCGGAUGUGGUAAUUGAAGAAACAAGGCGACAAUGAGUGAUUCAAUAUCGGUGAAGAUUAAUUGUUUUCACUCGGGUGUGUUCAAAACUGAAGAUGGGAAGCUAAAUUAUGUUGAUGGUCUUUUGGAGCAGUUUGAAGUCGAUGGUGAUGCGGCUUAUGAAGAAUGUAGGAAGAUCAUUGGUAAGAUAAUUACAAUGGGGAGAAUGUGGUACAAGUUACCAUUUGAGGAUAUAUCAGAGAAGAAGGAGUUGCUUGAAAAUGACGAAAAAACCAAAAAGAAGAUGAUUUCUAAUGGUCGUUGGUACGAGGAGCUUGAUGUCUUCAUAGAGACACCUGAAACUGAUGUUCUUACUGGUGAUGGUGCCGUGGUGGAAGCAGUGACUGGGCACGAACCUGUUGAUGGUGACGAGUCUGAUGCUGAGCAACAAGGUGAUAAUUCUGAUGGUGAUCAUGAAGCAGGAGAGAGUGAAGAUGAGUAUCAAGCGAGUGAUGAAUCUGAUAAAGAAGAGGAUAUUGACAGAAACUUUGAAGAGGAUCUUAAGAUGUUUAGGGAUGAGAACUAUGAGGAUGAGAAUCUAGACGAGGAUGAAGUAUAUCCUGACACGGAGCAGUCAUCUGAUGAUGAAGAGGAACAAGCUGAGAGGAUGGCUAAUAGGGGUGAAUUAGAAGGCGUUUUUAGUCUUAGGCAGACCUUUUACAGCGGUGAAGAGUUCAAGAAGCAAGUGAUCAUAUAUAUUCUGAAGACGAGAAGAAAUGUGGUCUAUGACAGAUGGGAAAAGACAAAGAUUGGUGCUAAAUGUAGUGGUAAAGGUUGUGUGUGGCGUAUAUACUGCUCAGUAGAGAGACCCAUCAAGAAAUGGAUGGUGAAAGUGUAUGUUAACACACAUACUUGCCAUCCCACGGGUAAGUGUAAACUCAUCAAAAGCCCUGCCAUUGCUGAAGUUAUGUUGGAGAAAAUCAGGAAGGAACCUGAAAUGAGUGCUCCAAUGAUUAGAGAAGAGUUUAGGGAUAAGUACAACAUCAUUAUCUCUCCCGAGCAGGCAAAGAUUGCAAGGCGUAUUGUUCUUGAUAAGCUACAGGCUGAAUGCAAUGAACAUUUUGCAAGGCUAAGGGACUAUGAGAUGGAACUAUUACGUUCAAAUCCUGAUAGCAAAAUUGAGAUCAAUACAACAACGAAGUCAAAUGGAGCGAAAGCAUUCCACUCCAUGUAUAUCUGCUUUGACAAAAUUCGUGUGGCAUGGAAGGAGUAUUGCAGGCCGGUUAUUGGAUUAGAUGGGACAUUCCUCAAGCACAGCUCUCUGCAAGGGCUGAUUCUUACUGCGAUAGGAAGGGAUCCAAAUAACCAGAUAUACCCAAUAGCAUGGGCUGUGGUCGACUCUGAGAGCAAUGAUAAUUGGCAAUGGUUUAUUCACAGGUUGAAGAUUGAUUUGGGUUUAGGCGUGGGUGAUCUUGUGACAAUCAUAUCAGAUCAGCAUAAGGGAUUGAUUCAUGGAGUUGCUGUUGAGUUGCCAAGAGCUGAACAUAGAGCUUGUGCUAGGCACAUCUACUCUAAUCUGAAGAAGAAUCACAAGUCUGAUACACUGAAGCCUCUCUUCUGGCGCAUUGCAAGUAGCUACAACGAGGGUGAUUAUGAGAGGAGUUUGGACGUUUUCAAAAAGUUUGAUCCGUUAGCAGCUGAAGACCUUGGAUGUUAA